UUCUUUAAAUUGUGUGAUUUUGAGAACACAUUUAAUUAUGGAUAUGGACGGUCUUUUUUCGAUUUUGUCGCUAUUCGAGCGCAAUUUAAUUAAAUUACAAACAAAUCUCACUGCUUAUCAAAUGGAAGUCAAUGCUGUGCGACGAACACUUGAAGAUAGCUGGUCGCACGUUGGUCGCGCCGAUGGUCGCAUUAUUGCCGUCCACGACGGCCUUUUAAGCAGCGUGAACGCAGUCAAUGAACAUAUUAUCAAAUUGAAUUUACAUAUCGAUUUAAAUCGAGCCAUUGGAAUUUCCAAGAAUGAGGACAUAAAGAAAGCAACAAAUAAUUACAAUGGAAUUCACACAAACCUCGAUGGCAUUGAGGUGGGCGAACUGGACGUACGCUCUGGCAAUGCUAAGCCAGGAGAUCAGACCGAGGACUAUGCCCUACAAAUCAUCACGUCAAACAUUGAGGUGCACAAACUGGACGUACGUUCUGUUCAUGCUAAGCAAGAGGAUCAGACCAAACAGACCGUCAUGUCAAAUCAUGACAUUGACUUCAAUGAUCAGCCCGAGAACUCUGCCCUGCAGCACAAUACGCCAAAUCAUGGCAUUGUGGUGACUGAACUGGGCGAACGCUCGGUUCCUGCUGUGCCAGAGGAUCAGACCGAAGACUGUGCCCUACAGCUCGAUACUCCGAAUCAUGAUAUUACGGUGGGCCAACUGGACGUACGCUCUGCCCAUGCUAAGCCAGACGAUCAGACCGAAGAGUGUGCUCUACAACUCACCAAGCCAAAUCAUAAUAUUGAAGAAGCCGAAAUAGAAGUACACUCUGCUAAGUCAGAUGAUCAAGCCGAGGACUGUGUCCUACAGCUCGCCAAGCCAAAUCAAGAUGUUGAGGAGGCCGAAAUUGAAGUACGCUCUGCUAAGCCAGAGGAUCAGACCGAGGACUGUGCCCUACAACUCGUCACGCCAAUGCCGCGUACUAACAUGAUAAAUAAUCAAUGUAUAGAGGAUCCGCUCAUAUCCGCUGAACCCAAAUUUACUCCGAUCGCCCAAUUAUUGCCCUUCCCACCUCGUCAAUCGAAGCUAUUGCCGCCAAAGGGCGGCAGACAAAUGUCAAGCAAUGAGAUUUACGAUCAGCUUAGGACGGGCCGGCUGCUGGACCAAUUUCCCGAUUUUGGAGAAGUCUUUGUUGUCUAUGAUGCUCAAGAGCGGAUAUUGCCACGUGUUGUCAUCAAUUCCCAUGCUGAGGGUGGCGGCUAUGAUGCGUAUCUGAUAGACUAUGGAGAGCAUAUUCGUUUGGCCGACGACGAUGUCAUUCUGGCAAUACCCAACCAAGUCAAAACCCUACCAGCUGAGGCCAUCAGGUGCUAUGUGCGCAAUCGUGGAGUGGUCAGCAUGUCACAGUUUAUCUAUAAGAAUAUACAGCUGCGUAUCCUGGUGAACAGUGGCAACGAUCUGGAAGUGGAAAUCAUUGACGAUGGACCGUGCGAAGCGUCGACAGCUUCCUCAAUUCAUAUCGAUAAUCCGGACAUAGCUCGUAAAGAUGAAGCGAAUAGYAUCCCAAAUAUGAGUACASAGCAAGAGCCGACCAAAUCAAUUCAAAAACUGUCYCCAGAGGAUUUGGAAAUGCUGGAGCAUGUUGAGUGCAGCACCAGCAAUGCGCUCAAAGCUGUGCUGGGCUAUAUACCAACAGAUGAGAAACGUAUUUGCCGACACUACGAUCCAAAGAUCAACGGCUGCUUUAAAGGAUCCAAUUGCCGUCUGUUGCAUCAGCCUUUUGCUCCGCAUGGCGUGACCAAGGACGUCGAGCUGGUUGAGCCGCUGCCCGAGACUAUUUAUACAUCUGAAGCUCCCAAAGAGCUGGGCAGCACCAUACGCGUGCUGGUCACGUAUAUCAGCAGUCCGACCGAGGUGUAUGUGCAGUUCGUGGAUGAUGCGGCGCCGCCUCUGGUGUGGAACAAGAAAGAUGUGCCCGAAUCGCAGUGCACUUUCAAGCGUCCGCCGCGUCUAUUGGACAUGGUGUUGGCGCUUUACAGCGAUGACUGCUACUAUCGCGCCCAGAUCAUUGAGGAGAUCGAUGGAAUAUUUAAGAUCUUCUAUGUGGACUAUGGUAAUACAGAGUUUGUUACCAUUAGAUCGCUGGCGCGGUGCACUGAUGAUAUUAGCCUUAAGCCGCACCAGACCAAUAAUUGUUUCAUUGGCGGCAUUAAGCGCUGCUCAUUGUCCACCCAGCGACAAAGCACCGAAUGCGUGGAGUUUCUCAAAAGYAGAAUCCUUAACACAGAGUUAGAGGUCAAGCUGAUUAGCCAAAUGCCCGAUGGUUAUGUGAUCAAGUUUAUGGAUCCGUAUGCUGAUUUGCCCAGGCAGAUGAUCAAACGCGGCUACGUGGAGCCAGUAUUAGCUACUAGCUCUAAUUUGAACGAAGCUUGA
Drosophila arizonae is the source of this 2416-nucleotide messenger RNA. It is a transcript of the gene krimp, whose product is annotated as krimper. Gene Ontology annotation, molecular function: metal ion binding. NCBI's taxonomy places the organism in Eukaryota, Metazoa, Arthropoda, Insecta, Diptera, Drosophilidae. The record is from RefSeq and is a predicted model, not a curated record.